Molecule: messenger RNA, 898 nt
Organism: Tetrahymena thermophila SB210
Lineage: Eukaryota; Ciliophora; Oligohymenophorea; Hymenostomatida; Tetrahymenidae
Product: anticodon-binding domain protein
Exons: 7
Source: RefSeq, a predicted model, not a curated record
UAGCUUUUAAAAGUAUGAAAUAUAAUUUUUAUAUUUACAAAGAGGAAUCUUGCUUGUGUUUAAUAUUUAAACAACUAAUUAACAAUCUUAUUUGGCAAUAAUUUCAAAAUCAAACAAUAAAUAAAUAUAAGAUGGAAGAAAAAAUAGAAGAUUUAGAAUAGCUUGCUAUUUUAGGGUGUAAAGUUUAAGUUAAGAUUGAGAAUUUUGAAUUAUUUAUAGGAGAGAUUUAUCAUUACAAUCAUCAAGCUGGAAUUUUAAUACUCAAGGAGCAGAAUCAUAAGACAAAUAAAUUUAACUAUAGAUUGAUCAAUGUAAAUCAUAUUGAAGAAUUAUCAAUAUUUGGUAGGAAAAGAGAUAUCUAAGACAUUAUAGAGAAUAUUAUUGAAACUAGAAAAUUAGAUGUUGAUCAAGUCUUAAAAAGGGAAGAGUAAGUUUAUGAGUAAUUGCAGCAAAAACCAAACAUAAGUGAAUAAGAGUGGAAAAUAAAAUUCUUCAAUAUUAUAUAAAAAACUUACUCAACUGCCUAAAUAUAAAAUGAUGAUAUUUACAUAUCAGACAUAUAAGUAACAAUAAAGCCUCCAUAUUCAGCUAAUGAUGUUAGUGGAGAUAAUCCAAAAGCUGUAGAAAGAGUCCAGAAAAUUGUCCAAAGAGCUCAAGAAAAGUAUAACUAAAAAUGAGAAAUAAAUUUAAGGAACAUUAAAUUUAUUUUGCAAUUAAUAUGUAUUUAAAAUAAUAUUUGCUUGAAAAGAUGAUAGAGCUAUGAAAUGAAAUUAGGAAUCAAUUAUAAUCUGAUAAGAUCUUAAAUUUCUAUUUAUAAGCAACUAAUUUUAAUUUAAAGUAGUUAUAGUGUUUAUAUAUUUAUUGUAGACAACAUAUAAAUUAAAAUCAGUUAUUGCAU